Anolis carolinensis (green anole) is the source of this 3128-nucleotide messenger RNA. RefSeq names its product dpy-19 like C-mannosyltransferase 1 (gene dpy19l1). The coding region runs from base 5 to 2269 and encodes 754 amino acids. The record is from RefSeq and is a predicted model, not a curated record. The transcript is spliced from 23 exons. Gene Ontology annotation, cellular component: nuclear inner membrane. Lineage: Eukaryota; Metazoa; Chordata; Lepidosauria; Squamata; Anolidae. Gene Ontology annotation, molecular function: mannosyltransferase activity.
GAAGAUGGUCCACACCCGGCGCAGCCGAGGCAGAGGGCUGCCGCCUUCCUGCUCGCCCCCGCCCCCGACUCCCUCCCGGGGCGGCGCUCCGCUUUCCCCGCCCCUUUCUCCUCAGAAAGAGGUGCAGCAGUCGCUGGGGAGGCAGCUCCCCGGCGGGGCCUCGGUCAUGGCGAAAGGCGGCAGGAAGGUGGCCAAGCCGGACGCCCAGAGGCAGGAGAAGCAUCCCUGCGCCCCGGCCUGGGAGUUCCGCGCGUGGCUUCACGGCACUCUGAAGGAAAUGGCAGUAUUCGUUGCAAGAGCAGAUAGGAAAAUAUGGAUUACGCUUAUACUGGCUGCUGUUGCAGGAAUCCUUCACUGGUACCAUAUAACAACUCUCUUUGAGAAUGACCGCCGCUUUUCUCAUCUUUCAACUCUGGAAAGAGAAAUGGCCUUUCGAACUGAAAUGGGUCUUUAUUAUUCAUAUUUUAAGACCAUUGUUGAAGCACCAUCAUUUUUUAGUGGAGUAUGGAUGAUUAUGAAUGACGAACUAACUGAAUAUCCUCUUGUAAUCAACACACUGAAAAGGUUUCAUCUGUAUCCAGAGGUUGUGCUAGCCAGUUGGUACCGCAUGUACACAGGGGCAAUGAAUUCUACUGGUAUUCCAACACAGAAGUGUUGGACUGUAAAUAGGGGAGAAUACCUCAGCCCUGUUCAAAGCUGUGAAGGAAUGGGAGAUCCCGCUUGUUUUUAUGUGAAUGUGAUAUUUCUUCUGAAUGGAUUAAUGGUGUCGGUGUUCUUCCUGUAUGGCACAUACCUAAGUGGAAACCUAUUUGGAGGUUUGCUUACAGUGGCAUGUUUCUUUUUCAACCAUGGCGAGAGCACUCGUGUGAUGUGGACUCCCCCUCUUCGUGAAAGCUUCUCAUACCCAUUCCUUGUGCUUCAGAUGCUAUUACUAACCUACAUUCUCAGGACUCAGAAUGUUAAUAGAAGAAGCCUGAUUGCACUAUCUGUUUUUAAUGUUUUUUUCACGCUUCCAUGGCAGUUUGCUCAGUUUGUUCUUCUAACGCAGGUGGCAUCAAUUUUUGGUAUAUAUAUUUUAGGAUACAUUGAUCCACGCAAACUACAGAAGAUACUUCAUGCACAUAUGGCAUCGCUUGCAGUGUGUUUUGUCCUUAUGUUUGGAAACUCUAUGUUGUUGACAUCCUAUUAUGCUGCCUCUUUGGUAGUUUGUACGGGUAUUCUCCGAAUCAGUCAUUGCUUGAAAAUGCAUAGAAAAAAUGUUCCUUUGUGGGCCAUUGAAGCCAUGUUUUGCCUCUUUGGGACAAUUACCCUGAAGUCCUUGAUGUGUUUAAUAUUUGGAAUAACUGAUGAUGCUCAUAUAAGCAACCUGUUAAAGGCAAAACUUAUUGGUUAUAGAGAUUUUGAUACCUUAAUGUACACUUGUGCUGCGGAGUUUGAUUUCAUGGAAAAAGAGACUCCGAUAAGAUAUAUGAAGACCCUGCUUCUCCCGGUUGUUGUGGUUGUUUUUUCAGUAAUUGUUGGAAAGGUAUUUCAGUGCAUUCUGCUUCAGAAGAAAGUCUCUGAAAGAAAUGAGGAUCUUUUUAAUCAUGGAGAGAUAGUAUACCAUGCACUGCAGCUUAUUUUUUUUACUUUUCUUGCUGUUUUAAUUAUGAGACUGAAGUUGUUUCUAACACCACAUAUGUGCAUCAUGGUAUCAUUGAUAUGUUCAAAGAAACUGUUUGGGUGUGUGUUUUCCAAAAUCCAGCCUGGAAAACUUGUUCUGGCAAUUUUAGCAAUUAUGGCAUAUGAAGGAAUAGCAAACCUUCAGAAGCAGUGGAGCAUUGUGGGAGAAUUUAGCAACCUACCUCAGGAACAACUGUUGUUAUGGAUAAAAGCAAACACUAACCAAGAUGCUGUUUUUGCUGGUGCAAUGCCUACAAUGGCAAGUGUAAAACUGUCUGCUCUUCGACCUAUUGUGAAUCAUCCUCAUUAUGAAGAUGCAGCUUUACGGGCAAGAACGAAAAUAAUUUAUUCCAUGUAUAGUCGAAAACCAGCAAAAGACGUUAAAAAGGAAUUGGUAAAGAUGGGAGUGAAUUACUACAUUUUAGAAGAAUCUUGGUGCCUAAAGAGACCUAGGCCUGGCUGCAGCAUGCCAGAAAUCUGGGAUGUAGAAGAUCUCGCCAACAUUGGAAAAGUUCCCUUAUGCAAUCUUAUGGGCAAGAAUUCCAGACCAUACUUCAGAACAGUAUUCGACAACAGUGUAUACAAAGUGUUAGAAGUUACUACAUAGUGAUUCUCCGGUGUGACAGAUUCUCUAACAGGGUGAUUUUAAAACUGGCAACUGUUUAAAACAUAUCUCUAAACUCCAAAUCCAUUAUAAUUAAUUAAAAUAUUGACAUUGAUUUUAGCUUAUAGCAUCAUUAGAUAUUGGCAGUAUUCCAUAGAACUGUGUAUUGGGCGAGGGGGAAGGGUCAUAUUUUUAGAUAAGUUUAGAACUAGACCAUAUGUUUAAACUUUUGUUCUGUGUCAAACUCUUUCAGCUAGCUUUGGACUCCAUAUUGUAGAUGCAGUCUACUUAAGUUGCUAAAACACCACUAUGAUCUCAUUUGCAAUGAACAUAUUUUUGCUAUAAAACAUUUAAAGGUUUUGAUAUCACUAGGGUAGACAAAAUGAAGAGAUUUUCAUUUAUAAAACUGCAACAAGGAAAUGUUUUCAGGAAAGCCUUUUUUUUAAAAUUUUUUGGCCCUAAUGUGUAAUAAAACGUAUUUUCUUCUUCCUGUAGAAAGAGAAAUUAACAUUCCACAGGAAAUAAAAUCUAACCACUCAAGGAGUGUAAGAUAAACCUGAAAUCCCAUGUAAUGUAUUAGUGUAUUGCUCUAGUACACAUUUUAGAAUAGUAUUCAUUUCUGUAUCAAGGAAACCAAUACUUUGGAAAGCCUCUGCCCCCAGAUUCAGUUUUAUUUCCUUUGGUAAAGAAAAAAAUAUUUAAAAAAUAAAGAUCUCAGUUUGUUUAAUAAAAUGGGCCACUAAAAUGGAAGUGAAGCAGGACCUUUUUUAUAAUUAAAGCAUAGUAAAGCACAAAAAUACUGUAUUUUUAUGGAUUUUAUGAAAAUUGUUGAUGUUUGUGGUUAAUAAAAGCUUGGUUCAUA